AUGCUGGAUGAGAGGAACCGGGUUCUGGAAGGCCAGGUGAAUGAGUUGCGGCGUGCACUGGGUGUUGUCGGUGAGAGGAGUGUGGCGACUGCUGCUGUGGUGGAGGAGAGGGAGAGAGAGUUGAUAGCAGUGAAGGGGGAGCUGGCAGUAGUGAAGGGGGAGGUGGUUGGAGUGAAAUCGGAGCUGGCAGUAGUGAAGGGGGAGGUGGUUGGACUCAAAGCAGAGAUGAUUGGAGUGAAGGGGGAGCUGGUUAGAGUGAAGGCGGACCUGGCAGUAGUGAAGGGGGGGUUGGUUGAACACAAGGAUGCUAUGAUAGAGCGACUGCAUAUGGCCGAGGAAAGAAGGGAAUUCAAUUUGAGAGAGUUGCAAGAGGAAGCUAGAAAGGGGGACAAGGAGAUGCGAGCGGGGUUGGCAAGGGAGAGGGGGGAGAGGAGGAGGGAGGUGCAGGAGGAGUUGGAGGGAUUGGGGGCCUGGAAGGAAGGGCAGAGGAUACAAGACCUGAAGCUGAAUCUUGCGCUGGAGAUAAGGCAGAGCAAAGGCACUCGGAAGAAAGCCUUGGAGGCAAUUAAGUCAGCAUCACAGAAGAGCAAUUUGAAGCUGAAUACUCUCCACGAAGGCCUCUCAGACGCCAUCCUCGGCCAUGUGUCCACAAUGACCCAUCUCAAGAGCAUUGACUUGUCCUUCAGCUCGGGUUUCAGUGCAGAGGGCAUCAAGCGCCUCUACAGGCUGUCACAGCUGGAGAAGCUAUACCUAACUUGCACAUGCGUCUCAGACAGUGCGUUGGAAGACGUUGGGUCCUUGGUCAGUCUUAGGGAGCUCCAUCUCCUACUUACCAAGGUGACCGAUGCUGGUCUGGCACACUUGACAGGCCUUUCGUCUCUCAGGGUGCUGGUGUUUGGUAAUAAUAAGGGUGUGACAGAUGCUGGCAUGGUGUAUGUGGGGAGGCUGACAAAGCUUGAGGGCCUUUGUCUGGGUGGCACGGCAGUCACGGAUGAUGGGCUGCAGCAGCUGACUGCCCUGACCAAGCUGACGCGUCUUUUUACUCCAGAAAGGGUUCAGCUUGAGAAUGAUGACGUGCGCAGGCGGAUAGGAAUGUAG
Molecule: messenger RNA, 1098 nt
Organism: Closterium sp. Yama58-4
Lineage: Eukaryota; Viridiplantae; Streptophyta; Zygnematophyceae; Desmidiales; Closteriaceae
Source: the annotation of a GenBank genome assembly